AUGGUGGAGAGUAGGAUGGAAGCUGGUGCUUCAGUUGACUGGGAUACGGUCUUCUCCUCAGACACGGAGGAUGAAGCUGCAGGCAGGGCCAAAGCCGAGAAGAAAAUGGGCAUGGCCACGCAGAACAAGCAGAGCGGGAAUGCCCUCAUGCAAGCAGGAAAGCUUUCCGAGGCAGAAGUCCUUUACAGGAAAGCCCUCUCUGCAAUUUGGGCGCCCUAUCGCCAGAGGAAGGAUGCAGCUGCCGUGGCGCUGGGAGUUGCAGUGGACCUGAAUCUGGCUUUGUGCUAUUUGAAGCUGGAGCGCUGGGACGCUGCAAGGCGAUCUGCGAGCAGGGCUUUGGAGGUGGAGCCUGAGAAUCCCAAGGGCCUCUACCGCCGCGGCCUGGCGUCGGCGAGGCUGGACCUACUGGACGCCGCACACGACGAUCUCUCGAAGGCCUGGCAGCACUCGCCGUCGCCGGACGUUCAGCAGGAGCUGCAGAGCAUCCGCGAGCGCCGGGGCAGCAAAGCCGUGCCCCGCGGGUUCCUAAAGGAAGCCGGGGAGCCGAAGGAGGAGCUCGAAGAGGAGCCCAGGGUGGAGCCCAAAAAUGAAGAGUCGCAGGAAGGGCCCCAGGAAGCUGUGGAGGAUGAGAGCGACUGGGCUGUCACGGAACAGGUCGAAGAUGCACUUUCCGAGGCCGGGAAGCUGCUUCUGGCCAUCAGUGAGCGGCGUAUCGCCUGCAGAUCCCAGACGGAGGUCAAAACCCUCCUUCGCCAGCUGGAGGGCCUGUCGGAGCUGCUGCCCCAGGCGCAGGCGGCCAUCGCCGCGGCGAUCACGAUCCCGGCGCCUGAGACGUUGGAGCCCAAGGAUUGCUGCGAGCUCUUCGAGCGGAUGGCCGAGGGCCUGUUGAGCUUCCGGCCCUUCUUCGCCCUGCAAGAGCGAAAGCCAGGGGAGUUUCAAAAUCUACGGGUCUGCCGUCAGCUGGGUACGAACCCGAAGUCGAAGAAAGCCUGGCCCCGAAGCUUCGACGUGGAGCUGAUCCGCUGGGGCGAGGCGAAAGCUGCGACUCCGGGGGACUUCGCGGAAGCGCUCUUCCCCCCCAGCGGGAAGCCACCCAACAAGGCCGCGGCCAGGUGGCAGCUGGAGGUCUUCUUCCGAGUUUUCCAGAAGGAUGCCGGGAACUACGUUGCGGGUGCGGUGUGGCUGCUCCUGCGCGAGGCCCUGCAGCGUGGACUUCCGCUGCAGGUGAAGGGCCGGGCCAUCGUGGACGUGGGUUUGUCCCAGGGUAUGUUCUUCGAAGCUCCCGAGAAGCACGGGCCCGCAGCUGAAAGAGAGGACCAGGCUCCCCAGGACUCUCUGGCCAUCUGCAGUGGGGAAGACCGGCGCUUAAUCCUCGUCCCAACCUUCACCACGGUGGGUGUGCCUCACAAAUGGCUCCUCCUGAAGAGCGAAGAUCAGCAGGUGAUGGCUGCCGACCUUUGCUCUGGAGCUCUGGGUCUCUUGGACUCUGGCUCCGGGCUGAGCCCGGUCCGUGUCUGGGAUUCUCACAGCGACCCGAGAUACGUGGUCCGCUGCUCUGCCUGGGGCGAGGAUGCGCGGCUACUGGCCCGGCCGCCAAAAGUGGGCGGGUCUUCUGGGGCAGCGCAGAUGCGGUUGGCCGUCGGAUCGCUGCUUGCAGCAAGUGGAUUGGGCUGGGAUGCAAGACUGGGCGAUGAACUUGCUGAAUCCCUUACGCAAGAGCCUUCGACUAUGCAGCUGUACGAAGACGACACCUUAGAAACUGCAAGGAGACUUCACAAUGCCAUCACUCUACUGGGGCUGUCUACCCCGCUUCCCUCUUCCUUUCUGGAGGCUGCUUCUGACGAGGACAUUGCAGCUGUGCAUGCAGAAGCAGUGGGACAGAUGGCACAGCGGAAGCUCCGAUCCCUCGGCUUCGAGAAGUUGGCCGAAGGCAUAUCUCCCACCUUCAUGUGCUUGUUCGCAGCAUUGCUCUCAGCUACGGGCAAUGCCAAAGAACGCGAACAUGUCGCGCCGAAUUUGCCAGAGUCUCGAAGGGGUCAAGACGUCCGAACUCUUCAAACCAAAUCCACUUGGCGGAUGAAGGACGGACAGGAGGACAAGCGCAGCCUCCUUGCGAAGCUCCGCGAUCCCAACAGCAAGCCGAGAGAUCUUGCUGCGACGAUCGCUGCUUUGCAGCAGCGUCGUCUACUGACAGAGGCCCGGGAGUACACGACAGCGAUCAAUGUACUUGGCAAGUUGGGUCUUUGGCGUGAGUGCUUGGGGCUGCUGGUGGACAUGCAAAGGAACGGGCUUACGCCCAACGUGAUCACCUACAACGCAGUUCUAAAGUCCCUGGCGCGCAACCGCCGAUGGCAGGAGGCGAUUCAGCUGAUUGGGGAGAUCUGGGAAUCAGGGCUGUCACCCGAUGUGAUAUCCUACACAACGGCCAUCUCUGCUUGCGCUGACAGCGGGCACUGGAAAGAGGCUUUGCAGCUCCUGGCCGAGAUGGAGCGCGCUGGGAUCAAGGCCGAUGUCCGGAUCUUCAAUGCAGCCAUCAAUGCUUGCGCACAGGCCGGCGAGGCCGUGCGAGCACUGCUGCUCUUUCAGGGCAUGCCCGAGAGGGCAUUGGUGCCGGAUACAAUUACGUACAAUGCCCUCAUCAAUGCUUGUGCGCGAGGAGGAGCCUGGGAGGAUGCCCUGCAGUCUCUGACGAAGAUGAAGGAGCAGGGCUUGACUCCACAGACAAGAACCUACAACUCAGCCAUCAAUGCGUGCGACAAAGCUUUCCGUGGCUACGAGACCCUGCUGCUGUUGGAUGACAUGCAUGACCAUGAGGCGAGGCCGAAUGCGGUGACUUAUAACACCGCGAUGAGUGCAUGCUUGAAGGGCGGAAUGCAGGAGGAGGCUCGUGCGUUGCUCGAGGACAGCUGGCUAGGGGUCGAUCUGCCCGACGAUGCGGAAGAAGCUCGCGUGAAGUACAUCAAGCUCAGGCAGCUGGUACGCGAGACCUUCGAGAGCUUCCUCAGGAGUUUGAACUCGCAGUCGUUGCGAUGGCUGGAGCAGCAGUUUGAAGACCAUGGCGAGAAGCUGAACUCGGGCGAAUUCCUGCGGAUUUUCUCCAGAGUGUGCCCGCGCUUGGAUUCGGCUGCCUUCCCCAAGUACGAGGAGCGAAAGCUCGCGGUGCACCUCUCGGUUCUGAAGCUCUUCGAAGGGAUGGACGUGGACGAAUCCGGCGAGACUUCCUGGAUGGAGUUUGUUGAGUUCAUUAGUGCCGUGGCCGAGGAGCUGCGGUUGAAAGCUCAAGAGCUGUCUGGCCAAAUCUUCGAGUUCCAUACUGCCUCACUUGUUCUUCCUAAUUACAAGCCCACCAUCACAAAGUGCCAUUUCGACAAGGUUUAUUUCUGGCCGAACCAUCCAAUGGAAAGUGCCAUCGUGUUCGAGGAGGGCCAGGCCAGCUUCUUCCUGCACCGGCAGCAGACGAUGCUGCGCCGGCGAAGAGUGGAUGGCCAUCAGAGCGACCUCCUCGCAGCAGCCUUCCUCUACACCGACAGGGAAGAUGCCAACGUCAACCUUGUCGUCACGUCUGGCAAUGACAAGACCCUGUGUUUCUGGGAUGCUAACGCCUUCAACCUGGUGAAGCGUUGGAGUCUGAAAGACGUGGUUGGUGAACUUUGCUGGUGUGGAGAGAUCAAUGCUCUCUACGCCGCUGAUCACUUCAGUGAGCGCUUCUGGGGAUGGCUCAUCAGAGACGAGCUGGAGGUGAAGACGACUGGAACCGGUGGCAUGAAGCCCGACAAGAGCUUAGAGUUCAAGAAUGGGCACUCCAAGGCCAUCCAAGCCAUGAAGUGGUUGGAGCCGCUCCAGUGCUUGGCAACCGCCUCCCUGGACACCACUGUUCAGAUCUUUGAUACGGUCCAGCAGACGAGGGCGCACGUGCUACAAGGCCACACCAAAGGCAGGAGUCUCAGCUCGGGAGGGCCAGCUGGUCUUGUUGCCUCAUCACUUCUUUGUGCACCGCUCCUUUAA
This is a messenger RNA of Symbiodinium sp. CCMP2456, 4005 nucleotides long. NCBI's taxonomy places the organism in Eukaryota, Dinophyceae, Suessiales, Symbiodiniaceae. The record is from the annotation of a GenBank genome assembly.